CCCGGAAUCUGGAUCCUUUGUUCAUGACGUUUUAGUUUCGGUCCCAAGGUAUCUGGCUAUACGUGCCAAGUGCUGGGCUUGGCUUUACGCCAUACCUCUAGCCCGCCUCCCACUCCACCAUGGGGGGUAGUGGAUUGAGCUCGAGGAUGGAUCUUUAAAGGUUUCGAUUCCCCCCAGCUCUGGGUUGCUUGUCUUCUGCAGCUCUCCUUAGCAUUCAUUCCCAGGAAAAUCAUUCGCCAUGGGAAAGACAGGACCGUCUCUCGAGGGGCAUGUCUCCGGACAGUCCAACAAGCCUCUCACCAAACCAGCACAUGCUCUGCCCUUCGAACAAGUCAUCCAAGAGACAGGAUGCAACCCCGAUGAGGGUUUGAGCGAGGCAGAGGCAGAGAAACGCCUCCAAGAGUUUGGUAACAAUGAUCUUGGAGACGAUAAGGGCGUUCAGCCUGGUAAAAUCUUGCUACGACAAGUAGCUAACGCCAUGACUUUGGUGCUUCUUCUUGCUAUGGGUGUCAGUUUUGGAAUCAAAUCGUGGAUUGAAGGUGGUGUGGUAACUGCUAUCAUCCUGCUUAACGUGAUUGUGGGCUUCUGGCAGGAGUUCAAUGCUGAAAAGACAAUGGACUCUUUGCGAUCGCUUAGUUCGCCUACUGCCAGCGCCAUUCGUGGCGGAAAGAACUGCACUGUCGCUACGGUUCAGAUCGUACCUGGUGACAUGGUCGAAAUGAAGACUGGUGACACCAUUCCUGCAGAUGUUCGUUUGAUCGAAGCACUCAAUUUCGAGACGGAUGAGGCACUCCUCACUGGAGAAUCUCUACCCGUGAAUAAAGACGCAGAAGCCACCUUCGAUGAGGACACUGGCCCCGGUGACCGUUUGAAUGUUGCCUACAGCUCUUCCACCGUUACCAAAGGACGUGCUCGUGGAGUCGUCUUUGCUACUGGAAUGUACACUGAGAUUGGAUCCAUCGCCGCCUCCCUUCGCCAGAAAGGUUCUCGCGUUCGUGAAGUCAAGCGCAAGCCUGACGGAACCGCGAAGCCUCACCGAUAUGCCCAAGCCUGGGGUUUGACUGUCACUGAUGCCAUUGGUCACUUCCUUGGUGUCAAUGUUGGUACCCCUCUCCAGAAGAAGCUUUCCCGGCUCGCGCUGCUCCUCUUCGGUAUCGCCGUCGUCUGCGCCAUCAUUGUUCUCGGUGCCAAUAAGUUUGUGAACAAUCAGGAGGUUAUCAUUUACGCCGUCGCAACUGGUCUUUCCAUGAUUCCCGCUUCGCUUAUCGUCGUCUUGACCAUCACUAUGGCUGCUGGAACUAAGCGCAUGGUCGAGAGGCACGUCAUUGUCCGAAACCUCAAGUCUCUUGAAGCCCUGGGCGGUGUUACCGACAUUUGCUCCGACAAGACCGGUACACUAACUCAAGGAAAAAUGGUUGCAAAGAAGGCCUGGAUUCCUGCCAAGGGUACUUAUUCCGUCGGAUCAACCAACGAUCCCUUCAACCCCACCAUUGGUGAUCUCAGCUUCACUGCCAAACCACCGAAAGAAAUCGACUUCGAGCGUGAGGAACCAGCAGUCUCGCACAACGAGCUUCUGGAGGGUAACGAGCAUUUGCUAAACUAUUUGAAGGUUGCUUCGCUUGCCAAUCUCGCCAACGUCCACAAAGCCGAGGGCGGCGAGUGGCACGCCCGCGGUGAUCCCACCGAAAUCGCUAUCCAAGUGUUCGCUUCUCGAUUCGAAUGGAACCGCCUCAACUAUACCUCCGGCGAAUCUCCAAAGUGGAAGCAGAUUGCCGAAUUUCCCUUUGACUCUACUGUGAAGAAGAUGUCCGUCAUCUUCGAGGAAACUGCCAGCGACAAGAAAUACGUUUUCACCAAGGGCGCUGUCGAGCGAGUGAUCUACUCUUGCACCGACUACUUCAAUGGAGAAUCUGAAACCGCCGCUGAGAUGACUGAUGCAAUCCGCGAUGAUAUCCUGGUCAAUAUGGAGUCUCUUGCUGCCCUCGGCCUUCGUGUCCUCGCACUCGCAAGCAAGGAGUGGAACGGUACCUACACCAAGGGCCAGGAAAUCGACCGCAACGGAGUCGAGGAUGGCUUGACCUUCCGCGGUCUUGUUGGUCUCUAUGAUCCCCCUCGCCCCGAAUCUGCUCGCUCAGUGCGCCAGUGCCAGAAGGCUGGUAUUCAGGUCCAUAUGCUUACGGGUGAUCACCCCGGAACUGCUCGUGCUAUCGCUGCCGAAGUUGGAAUCUUGCCAUCCAACAUGAGCACUCUUGCCAAAGAUGUUACUGACGCCAUGGUCAUGACUGCUGGUGCAUUCGACAAGCUCUCUGAUGACGAAAUCGAUGCUUUGCCCCUUCUUCCCUUAGUUAUCGCUCGAUGCGCCCCUACUACCAAAGUACGCAUGAUUGAUGCCCUCCACCGAAGGAAGUGUUUCGCGGCCAUGACUGGUGACGGAGUGAACGAUUCCCCAUCUCUCAAACGCGCCGAUGUUGGUAUUGGUAUGGGUACUGGUUCAGAUGUUGCGAAAGAUGCUUCCGAUAUCGUUCUUACAGAUGAUAACUUUGCUUCUAUUCUUAACGCCAUCGAGGAAGGCCGCCGCAUGUUCGAUAACAUUCAGAAGUUCAUUCUCCAUUUGCUCGCCCAGAACAUUGCUCAGGCAUGCACACUACUCAUUGGACUUGUCUUCAAGGAUGAGAGCGGUCUCUCAGUCUUCCCCCUUUCUCCCGUCGAAGUUAUGUGGAUCAUCAUGAUUACCUCCGGUCUUCCUGACAUGGGUCUCGGAUUCGAAAUCGCAGCACCAGAUGUCUUGUCGCGACCCCCUCAAUCGCUCAAACGUGGUGUCUUCACCUUGGAAGUUAUGUUUGACAUGCUCGCCUACGGUCUAUGGAUCGCCGCACUCUGCCUCGCCUCCUUUACGCUUGUUCUGAACGCCUGGGGUGAUGGAAACCUUGGCGUCAACUGCAACGACUCCUAUUCCGAUGCUUGCGAUACUGUCUUCCGCGCUCGAGCUACUUGCUUCGCCUGUCUCACCUGGUUCUCGCUCUUCCUUGCAUGGCAGAUGGUGGAUAUGCGCCGCUCGUUCUUCAUGAUGCAACCUGGAUCUAAGAAGUACUUCACGCAGUGGUUCUUGGAUGUCUGGCGCAACAAGUUCCUCUUCAUCUCCAUUAUGGCCGGUUUCAUCACCAUCUUCCCAGUUCUCUACAUUCCUGUUAUCAGUGACACUGUCUUCAAGCACAAGGGUAUCAGCUGGGAGUGGGGCAUUGUCUUUGUUGCUACCAUCCUCUUCUUCCUCGGUAUUGAGGCUUGGAAGUGGGGCAAGCGUGUGUUCUUCAGGAGACGCGAUUCGAAGGCAGGCAUCAGGAGGGGCAGCAUUGAUCUCGAGCAGAGGGUCUUCGAGAGGUAUCUCUCGACGGCUGUCAGCACGGACGAGGAAGAGAAACGAUGAGCACUUGCGAUCGCAUCUCAAGAGCAAGAAAGGAUUGUUUACCGCCUGCUAGGAAAAUGCCAGCAGAAGGAUGUUGAAUGAAUCACUAUGAACAGAUUACUGAUAGCCAUAAGAGAGGCUGAUGAGAGUGUCCACUUUGGUGAACACGAUUAUUUUAUUGCAUGCGGCGUUCAAAACCAGGCUUCGUUGCCUCAUGAGAAACCUCCUCCUUGAUUUGGCGGGAGUAGAAGGGUUUUCUUCGAUAAUAUUGAUUGAUGAUUUUAAGCUAGAUAUC
Molecule: messenger RNA, 3698 nt
Organism: Aaosphaeria arxii CBS 175.79
Lineage: Eukaryota; Fungi; Ascomycota; Dothideomycetes; Pleosporales
Product: sodium P-type ATPase-like protein
Exons: 4
Coding region: 239-3424 (1061 amino acids)
Biological process (GO): calcium ion transmembrane transport; intracellular calcium ion homeostasis
Cellular component (GO): plasma membrane
Molecular function (GO): ATP hydrolysis activity; ATP binding; P-type calcium transporter activity
Source: RefSeq, a predicted model, not a curated record